AUGAUUGAUGCGCGUAGAAGGCACGCUUCCGCAUUUAUCGAUAACGGGGACCACGGUCGUGACACAAGCGCCAACAAGAGAUUGGUGUCGUUUGAUCCGCCGCAAACCAUUCAUCGAACGACGACCGACAUCACACUUCAGUCGGAGGACCAAUCCGCAGUACGGAAUAAACACCUCCUUUCCAGGCCAUCCCAUCCCAAAAGACCACAGAGCCUGUGCGCAUUCAGCAGGGCUCAGAUCCUCCUCACUUCGAGUUGCUCAUCCUUCACAGAACUGACCAUCGUAUCAUGCUAUCCCGGUACUGGAGCGCCCACCGAGACCAUCUCAGAUGAUUGGAACAGGAUUCCAGGGGCGCGAGGCUACACGCCGCAAGCUUGUAGCUCUCGUGAUGAGAUGGCCAAAUUGCACAGAUUGGCAGUGCAGCACGGUCUUGGCUUAUCAGAAGAACAUACCCCUUACCAGAAAGACGCCAAUACCGGAUGUGCCUUCCGCCGGUCGAACUACUCUCAGAUGAAAACCUCAAGUUCGCUACAGCACUGA
Molecule: messenger RNA, 540 nt
Organism: Plenodomus lingam JN3
Lineage: Eukaryota; Fungi; Ascomycota; Dothideomycetes; Pleosporales; Leptosphaeriaceae
Source: RefSeq, a predicted model, not a curated record